Candidula unifasciata is the source of this 1245-nucleotide messenger RNA. The record is from the annotation of a GenBank genome assembly. NCBI's taxonomy places the organism in Eukaryota, Metazoa, Mollusca, Gastropoda, Stylommatophora, Geomitridae.
AUGGCGUCCUCAGAAUACUAUUGUGCUGGUGGUCAAGAAAGGACCUUUGACGAAGAAUGGUACGAGCAAAAUCUCGAACUUGCGGCUGAGCUGGGCAAAGCGUUGCUGGAGAAGAAUCGAGAAUUGGAAUCUCAGGUGAAUCAGCUGCAAAACAUCAUACACGACCAGCAUGUAGAGAUACAGUCACUGAAACACCAAGUAGAGGCUAUGAGAACCAUGACAGAGACCAGAAAUAGAAUAUAUGAAGAGGUGGACAGGACAGCACAAGAUCUGGAAAACACCAACAAGAAGAUGUUAAUGGAAUCCAGAGCAGACAAACAGAAAUUAGAGAACCAAUCAGCUUUGAUUUAUCAACUGGAAGAAAAGAUUGAUGACCUCGAGAAGAAACUAGAAACUCUGAAAACUGAUGAAACAAAAUUAAAUGGAAAAGUUACUGAAAUGCGACGCACAUCCAGUCUGAAUCGUCUCAGUCUCAGUGACACAAAACAUCAAAAUUCAGCUUACUGCUUUGACAACCUCGCUUGGACACGCUUGGAUGAGUUCAGAAAUAUUCCUCUGACUCCUUAUGAACUUGAGAUAAGAAAACUCCAAGACUCAUUACAUCAUUUAAAAACACAACAGACAAUUGACAGAAGAAAAUAUGAAGUCCUAGAUGUAGAGUGCUCUGUCUUGAUGGAAGAAAAUCAAAUUCUUGAAAACAAAGUAAAAGCAUUAGAAGCCAAACUCUCUGAAGCCAUAAUGGUUCAGUACGAGCUAGAACAAACAUAUAUAAAUCAGUAUCAGCAGAAAAUAUCUUCUCUGAGCGUCAGUAAUGCAAGGGAAGACAUGCGAACAUCUGACCCAAGGAUACUGCAUGAAAUUGAGCAUGACUGCCCUGAACUGAGGUCAGAGGGCAAGGCUGUGAAAUUGGAUUCUGGAAGUAGUUUGUACAGUAGUAAAGAGUCCCUCAAUAAAGUGGCCACUGAUGCAAAAGAAAUCCAUGAAAGAGAUGAAACAAGUCUGUCCAUAUUGGAUGAACUUGAUGUGCAGUACCAAGCUCUGUUUGCCAAGUACCAGGCACUUACACAGAAUAAAAGCAAGUCAAAAGAAGGGGAAACUCGUCAACAGCUGGCACAUAAAGAAGUUCAAACCCUUCUCCACAUUACCUUGAGCAAAGACUUUGGCCAAGACACCAACACUAUUCCUCCAUACAAGGCACUGUUUAAAGAUAUUUUUGCCACCCUUCAAAAGAGCAGGAGAGAGUAA